CACAUAUACAGCAGAAAUAAUUUCACAAUUUAAAAGACGGGCGCCAUGUAGAUUAUUACAAAUUGUUUUAAAAACAACCAAUUUUAACCAAAUUGUAUCUAAUAUUUCUACUGUAUUGAUAAAGAACCCACAUUUUGCACGUCUACCGUAACAUUUAAAAAUCAAUAUCUAGGAUUCGCAGGAGUCACUUUUAAAUGCAAUAUACUAUUUGUAUAUAAAUAUUAAAAAAAAAAAAUGUCAGACGAAGAAGAAGAAUCAAUGUCAGAGGGAUUUUCUGCCAGUGAAGAUGAAUGGAAGCCGUCAAAGAAAACCAAAGGUGAAUCCUCCGAUGAAGAUGAUGAUGAUAGUGAGUAUGAAGAUGCGGAUGUUGGGGCAGGACGAAGUGAUGCUUCUAAUAAAAAGAGAGAUACAAAGGGUAGAGGGGUCGCUAAUAAAGCAGUAGCUAAAAGGAAAAAACCUUUAGGCCAAUCACUACGUACAAAAUUGUACAAUAAAUAUCGUCCUCCUCCUAAAACUAUUUCAUCACCAAAUAGUGCUGGACACAACUCACCAUCAGCAUCUACAUCACGUACGGCUUCAAAAAACUUAAGAACGCCCAAUGAGAGCAAUAAUGAAGUGCUUAAUGACUCCAGCAGUGACUCUAGUGUUGAUAAUUAUUUUGUUAAAGCAAAUGAAUUAGAUUUACAUUCUAGUUUCUUCGAUGUGCAUAAGAAAAUGCAACCUAUACAACUGACUUCAGCAGCGCCAAAUGAUAAUUGUUUUGUUACCGGAAAUUUAUCAGAUUCUGGUUCAGAAGAUAAUAAUGAUACAAGUGGCGAGGAGAAAACUAAAGCUAAAGCUUUUGAUUUUCGUCAAUUACUUGAAAACGCUAGCAGUUUAGAACGUAUAAAGGAAACAAUUGAUAAACGAAAUAUUCAAAAAGAGGCUAAUAAAGAAGUUGAUAACAGCACUACUGCACAAAUGGAUGUCAAUGCAUUGCUAGCAUUGGGCGAAAAGCAAAAUUUGAAUAGCGAUUCAGGUGACAAAGAGCAAAAACUUGAUAUUGGCCCAUCUAAACUGAGUAAGACAAAAUCAACUCGUGUAAAGCGGCAUGUUAAAACACGACCCACAUCAACUGUCGUUGGUGGGGAUACGGAUGAAUCUGAUUUUGAGGAAGUUGCAGGUAGGAAACGCAAGUAGUUUAUUUAUGGUGUUGGUACUGAAAAGCUUACGCGCAAUUUAUCUGUUACUGCUACAAAAGUAUACUAAAAAUAUGCUUGUUAAAGCCAAAUGAGACUGCGUGCUGUUAGUUUACGCAAAAUUAUUUAAUUACUAAUCGACAUUAACAAAACAGAAAUAGAUAUUUCAAAGCA
Messenger RNA from Teleopsis dalmanni, 1352 nucleotides. RefSeq names its product DNA repair protein complementing XP-C cells homolog. The transcript is spliced from 2 exons. NCBI's taxonomy places the organism in Eukaryota, Metazoa, Arthropoda, Insecta, Diptera, Diopsidae. Bases 235 to 1179 code for a protein of 314 amino acids. The record is from RefSeq and is a predicted model, not a curated record.